This is a messenger RNA of Lycium ferocissimum, 3421 nucleotides long. RefSeq lists its product as uncharacterized. Lineage: Eukaryota; Viridiplantae; Streptophyta; Magnoliopsida; Solanales; Solanaceae. The record is from RefSeq and is a predicted model, not a curated record. The transcript is spliced from 4 exons. The coding region runs from base 2225 to 2842 and encodes 205 amino acids.
AAUUAAAACAACACCAUCUCAAACAAUAUGUUUUUGUAUUAAAUGUUUCUUUAGUUGUAAUAUCAAGGGUCGGGUUAUGACUCCUGCGUGAUGAUGAUUUUCUGUAAUUGAUGUCUGUAGAAGGAAAAAUUGGGAAAUGAAGCCUUCUUAGAUGUACCGUGCAAGUUUUUUUUUUUUUUCUCAACUUAAUAAUGCUGCCAUCUCAUGUAUAUGGGAUGAGAAGGAAACUCUUUUUCCAGGAAUUUCUACUUCUAAAACUCAAAUGAUAGUUAAAUGAAGAACGUAUUAGCCUUUUGUUUUAUCUUAUAACAUGAGCUAUUCUAACUGAUAUUAGAUAUUCUAACUGCUAAGGAUUUGUAUGUCGGACCUAGACUAUUGUGGACCUCUAAAAUAUUUAUCCAUUCCGCACUUUCUAUUUUGAAGGUCAAGGUUGCUGGGAAACUAAGAAAAUUUCUUGGCAUUUGAUCAUAUCAAACCUGCCAUCUGUGAUUUGUCAAAAAUUGAAAAAGGAUUUACAAGUUGUUAGCUUCUGAUUGGCGCAUUAUGUGGUGUUCAUUUAUUGAAUACCCCUUUUUGAUUUUUUUACAACACUGUAGCUCAGCAUGAGCGCAAUUUGUUGAACUUGUGUCUUACAACAAAACCUUCUUUCUACUAAUAAAAGUAAAAAGAAUGAGUUGAGAUCUCUUAAGUGUAUACUCUUUCUAGAUUCGAUGCAGUAAGGACUUGCAGGUCCUAUUUCUAAUACAGAAAUACCUGGUCAAAUUCUUAUUGUUUAGCUCAUCAUGAAUAGUCCUUUUCAUAUUCUUUUUUACCUAGCUAGAGCUAGUGUAUUAAUCAGGCAUUUACUGUUUACUUUUAUUUUAAAUGGUUGAAAACCUUCCAAAUUAAAUAUGAAGUAUCACCAAAGUAAAGCUGUUUUUUUUCCACAAAGUCAUUUUUUACUGUAUUAAUUUUGCGUAGUUACUGUAAAUUUGGUUGUUUCCCUCCAUGUGAUGUGCAACUUAAUAAACAAAAAUUGUUUCGGUCAUUUUGUUUUAGUGUUCCGCCUUCCCCUUCCCCUUCCCCUUAUCAGUUGCUCACUGCUAAUGUUAAUUUCAAUACCUAGAUUAAAAAAAGUAGGAGUCUUGCUGCCAUUCUUUCUGUUAACCAAGUGUCAGGGUUACAGAAAAUCAUAUAUAGAUGCACCAAAUAUUUAAGCUUGUAUUUGUCAUAUAUAGAAGUUAUCCGCUUUGAGAAAACUCUUUAGAAACUUUCCCUUUCAUAUCAAACCUUUCACUGUAGGUCUAACAAAAUGAGCUCCGACCGAACAUGCAAUAGCUCCUCCUGGACUAAGGAGGAAGACAAAGCAUUUGAGACCACCCUUGCCAUUUAUUCUGGAGAUAGCAAUCUACUGAUGAAGAUUACAGCAGCAGUUCCUCGGAAAUCUCUUACCGAAAUUAUUCAGCAUUAUAAUGACCUUGUUGAAGAUGUCAAUGACAUUAAAUUGGGAAAUUCCCCCUACCUAAAUAUGGGAGAGUGCAAAGUUGUUCCAGCCGCAGAAGUAGAUUAUCAGGAGCAGAGGUAGAACGGUGGAAAGGGAUUGCUUGGACUGCAGAUAAACACAGAUCCAACAAAAUGAACUCCGACGGAACAUGCAAUAGCUCCUCCUAGACUAAGGAGGAAGAUAAAGCAUUUGAGAAUGCCCUCGCCAUUUAUUCUGGGGAUAGCAAUCUAUUCGUGAAGAUUGCUGCUGCAGUUCCUACGAAAUUUCUUCAAGAAAUUAUUCAGCAUUAUAAUGACCUUGUUGAACAUGUCAACGACAUUGAAUUGGGAAAAUUCCCCCUUCCCAAAUAUGGGAAAAUGCAAAGUUGUUCCAGCUGCAGAAGUAGAUUAUCGGGAGCAGAAGCAGAACGGCGAAAAGGGAUUCCUUGGACUGCAGAAGAACACGGGUUGUUUCUCCAGGGGUUGGAGAAAUACGGAAAAGGCAAUUGGCGAAGUAUAUCGAGGAACUAUGUGUUAUCUAGAACACCAAGACAAGUGGCAAGCUAUGCCCAGAAAUUCUUCGGUCGACUAAAUGAAAAUGACAAGGCGAAGAGGAGAAGAAGCGUUCAUGACAUCACUAGUGUGAAUGCUGCUGAUUUGCUGAACCUCACAACGACAAAAUUCUGACUGGUUGAAAGGACCUUGUGGAGGACAAUUACAGUGGCCAAUCACCGACUAUGUGACUGAAGCUCUUGACACAGGGAUGCCAUCUUUACCAGGGCCAGUUACCAACUGCAUGACUAAUGCUAUCGAAGGACCAUCAGCUGUAAACCAUGAGAAAUUUCCCCUUGGUGCUUCUGUUGGUAGUGAAUUGGAUAGUUCAUUUCCCGACGUGUAUGAGUUCUUGCUAAGCAUAGAAGAUGUAAUCACUGUACCGGCAGAGGGCACCUCUGGAGCGCGGCAUAGUGUUGACCCUGUGAAAUCUGCAUCACUUAGCUUGCAACCAUCUGUUGCUGGUGGCAACCGAAUGUACAAUCAUCCAGUCACUAAAGUCGGGUCGCUGGAAGAGCUAAUGAGCAAGCAGUUGGUUGGAGCCUCUCAAGCAGGUCCUGUUGUUAACACUGCAAGUUUUCCACCAUCAGUUGUCGAUCAUAUUGGAGUCCAUGGUUGUACAGCUUCUAGCACUGGCGCUACGAAUGGUCUUGAGAGCGCCAUGGGAGCUCCCGAGGGAGGUUUUCCUGUUGAUACUAUGCAAUUACCAUCAAUUCCUGGCACUAGUGGCAGUGGAACUUAUCCAGGCGUAAAAACUAGCAUCAAAGACGAUAACAUCUUUGAUUUAGAAGACCUAUUCCCAGAUGACAUAAUUGGUUUUGGCAAAUAAUAAUCUGUUGCUGGUUUCAUUAGAACAACCACUGCUUUCAGUCCAUGAGGUGAUUAUCAGUUCCUUCUCUUUCAGUCACUGCUCAUGUAUGUGAUGAUCUUUGGAUUGGUAGUAUCAUAAAAGUGUCUGAAAUUAUGCGCUGAUAUAUCUUUCUUGUUUCAAACAAUGCAAAUUUGGGGACGGCUUGUGGUAAAUACUAGAGGAUCUGUUGCCUGAACAUUAUCGACCCCGGUGAUUCUGACAUCAUUAAGAAUUGCCUGGUGACCAGUGAGGAAGCCAUUCUGAAUCUUGGAGAAUUGAGCAUUAGUUUUUUCAUAUGAGAAGAACAGCUAGUAGAUGAAAAUUUUACUUUAUUGUGGUUACUGUCAAGAUAGUCUUGAUGGUAUUGGAAUCAAUUUUUAAUUUACUAAAUGGACAAUGAUUUGUUGUGCCAUAUUUGACACUUUUAAGUUGUUAGUUUUUGGAAUGUGCAACUCCUAGCUUGCUGUGAACAUUCACCAAGUUGAAUUCAUCUAAAAAGCACUUGCAUGAUUUAGCACAACCUUGGAAUUUGGCAGGUCAAAUCUUGUUGGAGUAAAA